This is a messenger RNA of Penicillium argentinense, 651 nucleotides long. RefSeq lists its product as uncharacterized. NCBI's taxonomy places the organism in Eukaryota, Fungi, Ascomycota, Eurotiomycetes, Eurotiales, Aspergillaceae. The transcript has 5 exons. Bases 1 to 651 code for a protein of 216 amino acids. The record is from RefSeq and is a predicted model, not a curated record.
AUGGUACCCAAAUCCUGGUACGUGGGUGGAGAAGGAGCCGCGAUACUUAGUUAUUACGGGUCGCUGAUCUUCAAUCUUGGAUCAUUUGUCCUCCCAGCCAUCUACAGCACGCUCAGGAAGCUAUGGGUGUCGAACAUCGACUCAUCGCAGGUUGUGACGACAGACAUCUACACCUACAUAAGCGUGAUUGUCAAAGUACUGAAUGAGAGCAUUCCUCGUUCUGCUUGGCUUGUAAUCGGAGACAAUACGACAAGAACGCUGAAGCCGCUCAGUCGUUCUCGACCAGAGCGGUUGGACAAUCCGGACGUGCCCUUGAUAAUCCGUUCCAGCAAAUUUAUCGUCGAUAUCGUUUUGGAUUUCCUCAUCAUCUCAAAAUUCCAUGUUGGCAGAUCGAAGCCGACCGUCGUGACCCAGGCACUUAUUCGGCAUGUUUGCGACAGCGCACCUGCUCUCGUGGGGCUGCUCUACUUUGUGUUCGUGGUGGUGAAACGGAGAGAACGGGAAUUCAGGGAUGACAGACGGCUCCAGAUGAGCUUUUCGGCGUUGAAGACUUUGCUGGGGCAGGACUAUGCCACUGCAUGGGAUGUUUCUAACACCGUCCGAUGGGGACUAGCCAUGGUCCCUGUUGAGGAAUCGUCCGUGCGGCUUUGA